This is a messenger RNA of Paramecium pentaurelia, 1022 nucleotides long. The record is from the annotation of a GenBank genome assembly. NCBI's taxonomy places the organism in Eukaryota, Ciliophora, Oligohymenophorea, Peniculida, Parameciidae.
AUGGAAAAGCAAUUAUUAGCUCUACUCACAGUCACACUGUUAACAUCAGCAGCCUAUUUCAUGAAUGGCAAAGAUGGAAGUCUUACACUUGAAGGAUAAUUCUCAUCUUGGAAAUAAUAACAUGGAAAGAGAUAUUCUGAUUUUGAAGAAGUUCAUAGAUUCUCAGUAUUUGCUUAAAAUUUAGCAGUUGUUAUGGAACACAACUCAAAAUUUGAACUUGGAUAAGAAACAUUCACUUUAGGAAUGAAUUAAUUUGCUGACCUUACACCUGAAGAAUUCCAAGCUUCAUACCUUACUCUUAAACCAUAAGCUUAAGAAAGACAAAAUGUCAAGAGUUUCUCUGGAUUGAGAUUCCCAGAUACAGUUGAUUGGAAGGAAGGUUUGACAGUCAAGAAUCAAGGUAAUUGUGGUUCAUGCUGGGCAUUCUCUGCUGCUGCUGCCCUUGAAGCUGCUCUCCAUCAUUAAAAGAAAGAAAAAGUUAAUAUUUCUGAAUAAGAAUUUGUUGAUUGCACAACAGCCAAACUCGGAUAUGAAAGUGAAGGAUGUAAUGGUGGUUGGAUGGAUGAUGCUUUUGAUUACACUGUUAACUAUGGUGUUGCCACAGAAGAAGAAUAUCCAUACAAGGGAGUUGAUUAAGCUUGCAAAACUGGAUUAAAAAAGAAAUACUAUAUUGAUUCAUUUGUUGAUGUUGAACCAUUGAGCUCAGAUGCUCUUCAUGAAGCCAUUGCAAAGACUCCAGUCUCGUAAUAUAUAUUUUUAUAUUUUUAGUGUUGCUAUUAAAGCUGAUGGAAUCAUGUUCUAACUUUAUAGUGGUGGUAUCUAUUCCAGAACUUGCUCAGCCAAAAAGAUUGAUGAUUUGAACCAUGGUGUUUUGGCUGUUGGUUAUGCCAAAGAUUCCUAUACUAUCAAGAAUUCUUGGGGAGCCGGAUGGGGAGAAAAGGGAUACAUGAGAUUAGCUAUUAUUGCUGCUAAAGAAGGAUAAUGCGGUAUCCAUUGGGUUCCAUCAUAUCCAGUCUUUUGAC